AUGGCCGUGUUUAUGCAGCUUGUCUGUGUGAGCAUCUUCUCUCUUUUACUGCAUCAUGGCCAUGCCAGCCCGGUCUCUGCGGCUGCUGCUCCCACUGUCACGAUAGAUUCCGGGCCUGUGGUGGGUGUAGCGACCUCUCCAGCAGGAGCCUCCGCCACGGUCAACAAGUAUCUGGGCAUUCGUUUCGCAGCAUCUCCCAUACGGUUCGCGCCGCCCGUCAAGCCGACACAAUGGACGACACCAUUCGAUGCAAGCAAGUAUGGCCCCGCGUGUAUUCAGCAGUUCAAUUAUCCGGAGGCCACUCGCAACGCGACUAUCGCCUGGUACAACACGCCACCUCCGCCAGCCGGAGAGAGUGAAGAUUGUCUCAAUGUGAACGUCUAUGUCCCCGGCACCGGAGGCGAGGCUAGGACAGUCAUGGCGUGGAUUUAUGGCGGCGACAUGACCUUCGGAGCCAAUUCAUUGAACGCCUACGACGGUACUUUAUUUGCAGCGGCUCAAGACCUGAUUAUUGUGUCGUUGAACUAUCGCACAAAUGUCUUUGGAUUUCCACUAUCCCCAGAACUACCAUUGACUCAGCGCAACCUGGGGCUCCUGGAUCAACGCCUGGCGCUGGACUGGAUCCAAAGAAACAUUCAAGCCUUUGGGGGCGACCCGAAGAAAGUAACCAUCUUCGGAGAAAGUGCCGGAGCAGCCAGCGUCGACAUGCUCGUAACCACUCACCCCUCAAACCCACCCUUCCAGGCGGCAAUCAUGGAAUCAGGCCAAACCUCAUUCUACAUCAACCCGACCAACGACCCAACAUCAUGGGUCACCCUAGCAUCCGCCCUAAACUGCACCAGCACCCACCCAGGCUCCAACCUAACAUGUCUCCGCGACCAACCCGCAAGCACCAUAAAAUCGACAAUCGAACACCUCGAACUCAAAUUCGGACCCGUCUCAGACAACGUAACAAACCUCCGAUUUCCCGAAGCCGCCAGACUAAGCGGCAACAUUGCCCCCGUGCCCAUCCUAUCAGGCACCAACGCCAACGAAGGAACGGUAUUUAGUUACGGAAUGACCAAUGCGACUGCCGUCCUUGAGGCAACAUUCCCCAACCAAACGAUCCUCGUUGACUCCAUCCUCGCCGCAUAUCCUGAAACCGGCAACCAACAAGUAAGUGCUAUCCGGACGGACCUCACAUUCCAAUGCCCCGCAGGCAUUGUGGCCAACGAUUCGCGGACGGCCGGGUUUCCUACGUGGCGAUACUAUUUCAAUGCCACGUUCGAGAAUACACAGCUGUUUCCCGGUUCGGGCGUCUAUCAUUCUUCCGAGAUUACCUUGGUUUUUGGCACUUAUCCGCGCGUCAAUGCUACGGCUGAUGAGGCUGCUUUGUCGCAAUAUAUGCAGACUUCGUGGGCUACGUUUGCAAGAAAUCCCGCUGGUGGUCCGGGCUGGGCCAAAGUGCCGAAUGUGGCGAAUCUGUGGACCAGUGGUGUUUUGAAUUCGCCUCUCGAGGCUGCGCAGCUUGAUUUCAGGUGUGGUUUGUAUAGAGGGAUUUAUGAGCUUUCGGGCGCUGCGGAAGCUGGGUCUGCGCCUCCGGGGUAA
Exophiala dermatitidis NIH/UT8656 is the source of this 1587-nucleotide messenger RNA. RefSeq names its product cholinesterase. Gene Ontology annotation, molecular function: cholinesterase activity. Bases 1 to 1587 code for a protein of 528 amino acids. The transcript has 5 exons. The record is from RefSeq and is a predicted model, not a curated record. Lineage: Eukaryota; Fungi; Ascomycota; Eurotiomycetes; Chaetothyriales; Herpotrichiellaceae.